This is a messenger RNA of Arabis nemorensis, 807 nucleotides long. The record is from the annotation of a GenBank genome assembly. NCBI's taxonomy places the organism in Eukaryota, Viridiplantae, Streptophyta, Magnoliopsida, Brassicales, Brassicaceae.
AUGAGUUGGUGGGGAAUUGCGGAAGAAGUUUGGAGAAAAGGUCCAUGGACCGGCGAAGAAGAUCGUCUCUUGAUCGAAUACGUCCGUCUUCACGGUGAAGGUCGUUGGAACUCAGUUGCUAGACUCGCAGGAUUGAAGAGGAAUGGCAAAAGCUGCAGACUAAGAUGGGUGAAUUACCUUAGACCGGACCUCAAGAGAGGACAGAUCACUCCUCACGAAGAAAGUAUAAUACUUGAACUACACGCUAAGUGGGGCAAUAGGUGGUCAACGAUUGCACGUAGUUUACCAGGAAGAACAGACAACGAGAUCAAGAACUAUUGGAGAACACAUUUCAAGAAAAAGACAAAGUCUGUGACAAACAAUGCAGAAAAGGAAAAGAAUCGUCUCCUAAAGAAACAACAAUUCAAGCAACAGAGACAAAUGGAGUUGCAACAAGAACAACAAUUAUUUCAGUUCGACCAACUCGACAUGAAAAAGAUAAUGUCCUUACUCGAAGAAAACAGUAGCAGUAGCAGCAGCGAUGGCGGCGAUGUGUUCUAUGCUCCUUAUCAAAUGACACAUUCAUCAACAACCUCUGGGUAUAAUAAUAACCCUAAUUCGUUGGAGGAGCAGUUACAAGGGAGAUUUGCGCCGGUAAACAUACCUGAAUCUACUACGAUGAUGAACGAAGAAAAUGCGAUAUGGAAUAGGUUUUGGAACUUGGAUGUUGUGGAUGGACAUGGUGGGAACUUUGGUGGUGCGGGUGCUACUGCUGCUUGCGGCCCAAGGAAGACCUAUUUACAUAACUUAGUGAUUCCAUUUUGUUAA